Messenger RNA from Malus domestica (apple), 823 nucleotides. The record is from RefSeq and is a predicted model, not a curated record. NCBI's taxonomy places the organism in Eukaryota, Viridiplantae, Streptophyta, Magnoliopsida, Rosales, Rosaceae.
GCACUGCUGCUUCCUCUCCCCCACCGCAACGAUGUCCGGAUUUUCAGACCAGCUCGAAGAAAUCAAAUCCCUGAUAUCUUCAGCCGCCACCAAAGCAAACAAGUCAUUCGCCUACUCCACCCUCUUACACCUCCAGCAGCAAUCCUCCGACUGCCACGAUUUAAUUCAAAUGCUUGCGCGGAGCAGCCGGAGCCUCAUCCGUCCGACCGUCGCCGAUGUUCGGAACAAUGACGAAGAAAUUGCAACUCAGGCAUUGAAAUGCUUGGGCUUUAUGAUAUAUCAUCCGUCCAUCGUCGCCGAAAUCGCAGCGGAUGAUGUCAAAUUUGUUUUAGAUUCACUGGCAAAGCUCAUUACAACCACGAAAAUGAAGUCUGUUUGCAAUUUAGGGGUGUGGUGCAUAUCUAUCCAACAAUUGAGUACACCACUUUUAGCUGCCCAUUUCCAUUCUCUUUUGCUUGCGAUUGUUCAUGCCAUUGACAAUCCUAUCGGUUCUUUGUCGACUACUUUUGAGGCUAUUCAGGCUGUUAUGAAGUUAGCAACUUUGUUAAGUGAGAAUAUGAGAGAGAUGUCGCAUAUAUGGGCUCCUCCAGUAUAUAGAAGACUCCUUAGCUCUCAUAAGAGGGAGGGAUAUGUCAGAGAGGUGUUUAUUGAACACUAGGUGUACAAUAUUACCCCCUCCGCUAAAUCUUUCCAAGGUACUCACUUGCACAUGUCAUUUUCUUGUAGUAUGACUUCUAGUAUGGGUAGCUUAUGCCGUGUCAUGGAAAAAUUAACCAUAAGAUUAUAUAGCAUCCCUUCCAUUGGUUCCACGGGUCUCACAUAG